ACAGAGAUCCGUCAGCCACUGAAUGAAUUCCAUAUACCCACUGAGGAGAUUAUGCCGAUAAAUGGAGGGAGACACGUUCUCGCAGUACCGGCUGAUAGACGAGGGAGACGCGCUCAAAGUACUGCAUAAUUGCCCGACAAAUCAGGCCAUAACAACGAUAAUAAUUAUAUAUGUAGCAUCGAGGCAACUGAGCUUGCAGGAGGACACUGUCGAUGAAUAACCAUGUCAGGAAUUGCACUCAGCAGACUGUCCCAGGAGCGCAAAGCAUGGCGAAAGGACCACCCUUUCGGCUUUGUUGCUGUCCCAACCAAGAACCUGGAUGGUACACUGAACCUCAUGAACUGGGAAUGCUCCAUUCCAGGGAAGAAGGGGACACUCUGGGAAGGGGGUCAGUACAAGCUCAGAAUGCUCUUCAAAGAUGACUACCCCUCUUCACCCCCGAAAUGCAAGUUUGAGCCUCCCAUAUUUCACCCGAAUGUCUACCCAUCUGGCACUGUAUGCCUGUCCAUUCUGGAGGAGGACAAGGACUGGAGACCAGCUAUCACUAUCAAACAGGUCUUGUUAGGUAUCCAGGAGCUUCUCAAUGAACCUAACAUCCAAGACCCUGCUCAGGCUGAGGCCUACACAAUAUACUGUCAGAACAGAGUGGACUACGAGAAGAGGGUGAGGGCACAGGCCAAAAAAUUUGCCCCAACCUAAAGCUGAAUGUCAAAGUCAACUGAAGUACUGAAGAGCACUUGGGUCCCAGGGAUGUGGGGAUGGAAGGAGUGGAAGAAAACCAAAGGAGGGGUGAUAUGUUAACAGGGAAACCUUUGGGCAUGUGUAUAUAUAUAUAUAAAUAUGAAAAAAAUAUAUGCCAUUUUUAUUAUUUUAGCAAGUAUUUUGUUCAUAAGAAAAUGUA
This is a messenger RNA of Scleropages formosus (Asian bonytongue), 901 nucleotides long. RefSeq names its product SUMO-conjugating enzyme UBC9-like. The record is from RefSeq and is a predicted model, not a curated record. The coding region runs from base 223 to 699 and encodes 158 amino acids. The transcript is spliced from 8 exons. Lineage: Eukaryota; Metazoa; Chordata; Actinopteri; Osteoglossiformes; Osteoglossidae.